Molecule: messenger RNA, 929 nt
Organism: Cryptococcus deneoformans JEC21
Lineage: Eukaryota; Fungi; Basidiomycota; Tremellomycetes; Tremellales; Cryptococcaceae
Product: tubulin-folding cofactor B, putative
Exons: 4
Coding region: 80-799 (239 amino acids)
Biological process (GO): cytoplasmic microtubule organization
Cellular component (GO): cytoplasm; microtubule plus-end; nucleus
Molecular function (GO): microtubule plus-end binding
Source: RefSeq, a predicted model, not a curated record
UCGUUUGUCCUUAUUAACGUCCCAUUGCGCUUGUGGACGAUUGUCAAGAAUUGAUUCCAAUAGCAUCGUGAAAUCCGCCAUGCCCUAUCUCAGUGUCUUUGUAACCUCUCCCGAUACCCAUUCGGAGCGCAGAUUUGAUUCGGGUCUCACUGUUCAGCAGCUCAAGGAUAAGCUCACCCCAAUUACCGGUAUUUCACCUCAGUAUCAAGUAAUAAAAAUCUGUCGAUCGGCCGAUCAGACCUCUGGCCCUCCUUUGGCGGUGCUUGAUGACGACUCCCGGACAUUGGCAAGCUACGGUCUGGAGGAAUGGAAUUGUAUUAAAGUAGACAAUAUCGAUCCUAACUACCGCCCAGGGGAAUUCACCGACGAAUCCAAUCUAGAGCGUUUUGAACUGAGCCCUGAAGAAUACGCUGCUCGUUCAGACACUGUCCUUGCUCAUCUGAAAGCCAACAAGCUAGGACGAUUUGCUGAUGCUCCAACCACUCUCGAUUCCCCUCUUCCUCCUCCCCCAAUGAUCAUGGACCCGACUAUCGUCCCAGGAAAGAGGUGUGAGGUAUCACAUGGUGAAGAUGGGAUGGCAAAAAGAGGCACAGUGAGGUUUGUCGGGGAAGCAAAGAUCGGAAAGGGUGGAAUCUGGGUUGGAGUAGAGCUUGACGAGCCUCUGGGGAAAGGAGAUGGAGAAAUUGAGGGCACGAGAUACUUCUCAUGCUUACCAAAGCAUGCUGUUUUUGUCAGAUCUGCGAAAGUCACAGUGGGGGACUUCCCGGAAGAGGACAUCUUUUCCGACGACGAAAUAUAGUUCAUUCCAUACAUACGACAUAUAUAUAAAGUGCACAUAAAAUUCGGGCUUUGCAUACAGCUCGGUAAAGUCAAGCGUCCCUUACCUGUUUAACUACUCACAAAAAUGUCUCUUCAACCAAAACUUCGAC